AUGUUUUUACAAUGUACAGUUAUGAUAAUUAAUUUCAUCUUAAUCCGAGAUAGUAUAGUGGUUAGUAUUCCUGCCUGUCACGCAGGAGACCCGGGUUCAAUUCCCGGUCUCGGAGCUUUUUAUAUUUUUAUUGUUUUAGAACAUAAUUUUAAAAUUAACUAAUUAAGAAAUUCUACUAAUCGCUUAAACAUAAAAAAAAUAAUAAUAAGAAAUAAAAUAUUUUAAGCUCUCAGCGACUGGGAGAGUAUUAGUACUUAAUGGAUUAUCUAGAUAUAAAAGCAGAAGCUCCAUAAUUAAGUGAGUCCAAAUAAAAUGAUAGUAGAGUUAAAUUUUCAAAAUAUAGCCUUAAAUACAUUAAUAACAGCAGACAUACUUAAAAAACAGAGCUCAAAAAUCAUAAAAAAUAAUCCGAAGGCUCAUUACCUUAUUUGUUCAUUUAGAUAUGCUGAUUAUGGUUUGUGUGAUCCUACUUUCAGUUUAUUACAAAAUGCUAACGAGUUGUAUGUAGAUUUAUUCUUUCAUAGAGUUACUUUUGAAUUAGAUAAGAUGACUCCGCAUGAUCAGAUGCUUUCAUGGAUAAAUUUUAACUCAGGAUUUUUUCUAAAAUCUGUUUACAACACUUACAAAAAUAGCUUAAUAGACGUAGAACUUUUAUACACAGCUGCAAAUUCCACCUUAAUGUAUUUUGCACCUGCAGUAUAGGCAAAUUUUUCAGCAGCUACAUAUUAGACAUGUAUGGGAAAUUCUUACAUAGAACCAUUUGACCCCAGAUGUAGAGGAUGGUAUAAAUCUGCUUUGAAAAAUGAAGGAAAGCUUUACUUUUAAUAGCCUUAUGUUGAUGCUCUAAGUGGCAGUGUUUUGAUGACUUCCUCUAUCGAAUUAACACUAAAUGAUACUACUAAAAUGGUCUUUGGAAUGGACUUUGGUAUUACAAAUAUGAUACAAAAUAUAUUUACUCCCUAAGACACUGGUUCAGAUGGAUACACUGUUAUAUUUCAUCAAAAUAAUCACACAAUUUUUCACCACAAGCUCUACGAUGUUAAAACAGGGCUUUUGCUAAGUUGGGAAGAUGUUGAGUUUAAUGCUACUAGAGGAGAUAUCUUCACUCCUUAACAAAAGACAGAAUUUACCAGCUAAGUUAAUAAUAGUAUUUAUUUUAUAGAGAAUGGAAGCUAUGAUAUUCUUAAUUUCAUAAAUGUUGACUCAUUCUAUCAAAGAUGGGAAAAAGGAGAUAAUAAAUAUUUUAGUCUCACCUAUCCUGCAACAAUUACUAUGCCAUAUAAUUUUUAAAAUUCUGACUAAUUUUCUAUAAAUAUUUUAAUGCUUGGGAGAGUUAGUAAAGAUAUCACUGAUUUAAUUAAAUUAGUUAAUCUCAACUAAAAUCCUUUCUUUUUACUAUCAAUAAUAAUAGAAACAAUUGUUAUGAUUUUAAUUAUUAUAUUAUUUGUCUUGCAUUAUGGAGCUCUCCAAUACAAUUAAGUUGAAAUUCCUAUAACUAUUUUGACUUAGUUUUUGUAACAAAACUACCAAGAGCAGGAAUAGAAUAUAAAAUAGGCUUAUAAGGGGGAAGAAUCAAAGGCUAAUGAAAAUAAGUACAUUAAAAAAAGUAGAUUCUAUGUUGAAGGUGGUGAAACUACUAAAAAAUUUUAAGAAUUUAAUACUUCAUAAAAAUUACAAUUUGAUGAUUUAUGUGAAAAUCAAUAUUCAGACAAUCUAACUGAUAAUUUAAGAUCUAGGGUUAAUUCUUAAUUUUAUUUUAAUUAAUACACGGAAAACUAAAGAUCUAGAGUAGAUUCGUAAUUCAGGAUAAAUCAGUAUAAAAACGUAGGAAGUGUUAAAGAUAGAAAUUUAUCAAAAAGGUUAGUUCAAUAGCCUAACAAAAGUGGAUUAAGAUUAAAAAAUGACUCAUAAGACAUAAAAGAUAAUUAUGCAGAUAUUAAAGAAAGCUUUAAUGAAUACCUUUCUAAUUCAGAUACAAGUGUUUUAAAAAAGCAAAGUAAUAAGCUUGAAAGCUAAACCAUUAAAGAAAGUCAUAAAGUGGAACUGAAAAAAAUUGAUCCUAUGUUCUUGGAGAUGUCUAUUAUCCUUGAAACUUUUUAAAAAUUAGAGAGUGUGAUAUAAUAUGCAAUCAGCGAGUAAAAUAAAGGUUCUGUAGUAAACUCUCUAAUGCGCUUUUCAAAUGCAAAGAGAACAUUUUCUAUGAUUUAAAAUAAUAUUGGCCUAGGAAUGUGCUACUUUAAUAUUGCUUAGCUUCAUUUGCAGUCAGACAGAUAUGAAGAAGCUAUAGAGAAUUUGUUUGCAUCGAUUGAAUGCACCUUAUAAGAAAUGAAUUUAUCUUCUCUUUAGGAGCUAACUUAUAAAAUAUAUCAAGGCAAUUUAAAAUCAUAAGUUUACAAUCUUCGGAUAUUAUCAAAGCGACUACUUGGAUUGGCUCUUGUGCUAAAGGAAAGCUACAAAAAAAGAAUAAACUACAACUAUUACAUCUCUUUAUCUGAUGAUAAAAGCCAGUUAUAUGAAUCUAUUAAAUAUAUUCAAAUAUGUUUGUAAAUUGUUAAUGUUACUUACUAAAGCAGAAAUCUUUAAAAAUAUGCUUUGUUUGUAGAAUUAGCUGAAAAUUAUCUUUUGAUUAAUGAUUAUGAUAGCUGCGUAUAUUAUUUGAGUAUUUCUGAAGUCUUUAUACAAAACAAUUAAGAUGCCUUUCCAACUAAGGAAAUUAGGAGGACUGCAUCUCCAGUCUCCCCUAAUACAUUUAGGAAAAAUUUUAGCGAAGAAAAUUAAGCAGAUUCAAUAAUGGAAGACAGUCAAAAUUUAUUUAGAACAAAUACUUAGCACUCUCCUAUUUAACUUGGUAAUUACUAAGCUUAAACGAGUAAUUUUUAAUAGCUUAGUAAUUAAUGCAAUUCAGAAAAAUAAACUAAUAACUCUCUCCCUGACUGCAUAAAUUAUAUUAAUGUAACCAUUUUAUAAAGUAAGAUUUAAUUUAUACAAGGUAUACUAACUUGUAAAGAAUCUUACUUCUAUCUAGGGUCUAGUCUACUAUUGCAAACAAUAGAAAACUACAGCAUCUGUGAUCCAACUAUAAUUUACUCAUCCAUGGUAUCACUUUAGUAAGUAUUUUAAGCAAAUGAUUUAGAUUGUCAAGCAUUACAGAAUUAGUUGAAUUUGAUUAAGCUAAUUUCUUAUUAAGAGAAUCAAGGUAACUAACAAGAGAGUAAAUUAUCUAAUGACAACUAAGGAUUAGGCGUAGAAGAAAAUGCAUGUAAAUAAUAAGGCGAUAUACGAUUCGAUAUUGUUGUUGUCAUCAAUAAUCCUUAAAAUUUAAAAACUGAGAAUAUCUCUACUUAGAUUAAUUUUUUAAAAUAUCUGAAUCAAAAAUUUAUAACUCCAAAGAAAGACAGAGUUAGUAUUAUCACUUAUAAUAGUGUCUUAAAAAUAAUAUAGCCGUUAGUCAUUAUAGAAAAUAAAAAGUAACUCAAUUUUUGUAUUUAUUAGAUUAAAAAUGACUAUGACAAGCUAAUUUAUUAGCAAUAUUCUGGAGUUCUUUAACCAAAUUCUAAUUAAUACUUUAUUGAUCCUAAAAUUGCAUUUAUAGCAGCCCUGAAUUUUUUCCGCAAAGAAAGAGCUACAAAAUAUCUAAAGUCAUAACAAUUAAUGUAAAAAGAGUAAUAAUUAGAUAUUGUCUUAAAUAAUCCAGCUUUUAAAAAAUAUCUAAAGCUAAAAUUAUAACCAUUAAUAGUCUAAUUCAAAUAAAAACUUUUACAAAAAUUAAACUAAGGAAGCUAAAUAUCAAAAAAAUAAUUAACAGAAUCCAACUUGAUAAGCCUAUAGACAGAAUCUGCUGCAAGCUAACCCAAUAAAUCCUAAAAAUUAAAAAUGAGUUUCUUUAAAUUACCAGAAAAUGAAAAUAAUUCUUUCUCUUUUUUACAUAAAGACAAUGAGUAAAAUGUAUAACAAGAAAUUAAAUAAAAUAAAAAUUAAUUAUAAAUCUUAGCAAAUGAUGAAUCAAAAGAAAUUGAAAAACUUUAUAGAAAAUAAUAAGCUAAUUAUUAAAUUUAACUUUCAUAUAAUUAAGCAAAUUACGAUAAUAAUCCAAACAUAAUGAGUAAUCUUAAAGAUAACUAAUAAACUUAGCCAUAAUUUUAGCAGCUUAAAAUUUCUAAUUCUCCACAUAAUCAAAAGUAAAAAAGUUCUUAAUUUGAUUAUCUGAUUGCUUGUUCAAAAUAAUCUAUUUAGGAAAUAAGUAAGAAAUCUUAAAACUAUGACGCAUAAAACAAUUAAAGUUAUAAUAUUGAAGAAACCUUGUUAGAGUCAUCUGAGAUCUAAAAUGAUUAAAUUAAUGAAACAUUUAUGAACCACUUUGAAUAAUCUUUAUUUAAAUCAAUAAAAAUUUAAAAUAUUAAUAAAUAAAAUUCUUAAAACAAACACCAAAAUGAAAAAUUUAAUCAAGAUGCUUCUUAAAAAGAUAGAAAAUAAUUAAUUGUCUUCUUUUCAUUUAAUGAAUUAAAAGAUUCUAUGAAAAAUUAAAUAUUUGAGAAGAUUUCAUUCACAGAUGAUAUAGAAAUACUACAUUGCUGUAUAUAGAAAUAAUCCAACUCUUAGGAAGCUGAAAACUUUUCAGAACUACUUAAAAGCCAUGAAAAUAAAAUAAACUACAAAAAUGUAAACUUGAAUUACAAAAUAUUUUAAGAUUUACAAUCUCUAAUAAAUCAUAUAUAAAAAUUAAAAAUAUCUAAAUUUUACAAAUAUUAAUUACUUUCAAGUUAUCUUGGCUAGAGUUUUUGA
This is a messenger RNA of Tetrahymena thermophila SB210, 4782 nucleotides long. Its product is annotated as tetratricopeptide repeat protein. NCBI's taxonomy places the organism in Eukaryota, Ciliophora, Oligohymenophorea, Hymenostomatida, Tetrahymenidae. The transcript has 11 exons. The record is from RefSeq and is a predicted model, not a curated record.